Molecule: messenger RNA, 906 nt
Organism: Aspergillus calidoustus
Lineage: Eukaryota; Fungi; Ascomycota; Eurotiomycetes; Eurotiales; Aspergillaceae
Source: the annotation of a GenBank genome assembly
AUGGAGGCCGAGCUGUUGGAGGAGCACGGAGGAGCCCUGCGUACAGUCAAAGAUCUGACUGCGGGUGCUGCUGGAGGUAUUGCACAGGUGCUUCUUGGUCAACCCUUUGAUAUUGUCAAGGUGCGCCUACAAACGACCAGUCAAUACUCCAGCGCCCUCGACUGCGCCUCGAAGAUUUUGAAGAAUGAAGGACCUUCUGCUUUCUACAAGGGAACCCUGACUCCCCUUAUCGGAAUUGGCGCCUGUGUUAGUGUUCAAUUCGGAGCCUUCCACGAAGCCCGGCGACGCCUAGAGGAACUAAAUAAGAAGAAAUAUGCCGAUAGCAGCCUCAGCUACGGUCAGUACUACCUCGCCGGCGGCUUCGCGGGUAUCACCAACUCUGUCCUCUCCGGCCCCAUCGAACACGUCCGUAUCCGUCUCCAGACCCAACCCCACGGCGCAGACAGACUAUACAGCGGGCCCGUCGACUGCAUUCGCAAGCUCACAGCGCAAGGAGGCGUUCUCAAAGGUCUCUACCGCGGUCAGGCUGUCACAUACCUCCGUGAAAUUCAAGCCUAUGGAGUCUGGUUUUUGACCUUUGAGUACCUCAUGAAUCAAGAUGCCAAGCGCAACAACAUCAAGCGCGAGGACAUCUCCAGCCUCAAAGUCGCCGCGUACGGGGGUCUAGCGGGUGAAGCGCUCUGGCUGUCUAGCUAUCCGUUCGAUGUCGUCAAGAGCAAGAUGCAGUGCGAUGGUUUCGGCGCCCAGCAGCAGUUCAAGAGCAUGACCGAUUGCUUCAAGAAGACUUAUGCCGCCGAGGGGUUAUUGGGAUUUUGGAAGGGUCUGGGCCCUACCCUACUCAGGGCCAUGCCUGUUUCCGCAGGGACAUUUGCAGUUGUGGAACUUACCAUGAGAGCAUUGGGUUAG